AUGUCUGCUCGCCCUCGACCAAGGCCCCGACCCAAGCCAAAGGUGACCUCAGAGGCCUCAACGUCGGGUACAUUGUUCGAAUCUUCGAAAGCCAAGUCACCGGCUCCUGAUGACGAUGAUAUAUUUCUGAGGCACGAUCCCAAUAGGCUCUUGUAUAACAACAAGAAGUCAAGAGAGAAGUCCCCGUUGCGAGAUGUCAAGUAUUUCGAUAAUGACUCAGAUGAAUCUCCCGACUCGAAGCGUCGUAAGAAGGAAUUGGCACCGAAAAGGGCUAAACCGCUACCCUCUUGGACGUUCCAACCUCGAGAUCCUACUGUAGUCGACAUAGAAUCUGAUGACGAUAGCUCCGAGCUCGAGAUACUAGAAGAUGACGCUUUCAAGGACGUACCAUCUGCUCCCCUGCCAAAGCCCAAACUUCGAGAAAAAUCCAUCACGCCACCUCCACAGCAUCUGCGAUAUCAAGUUGGGAACCAAGUUCAUGAACUUCUUCAUAAUCUGUAUGAUGUAGACGACGAUCGUGAGCUAUCACCAGAAAUGGAAUCCCAAGAUGCCAUACAACUCCUUCCUGAACUUGCUGCAAUCCAAAGGAAUGCGCGCGCGUCAUCUGCAGCUCCCGAAAUAGAAGAUACCCGUUUCGUCAACCUGCAUAUAAAAUGGAUACCGCACCCUAUGGAGCCUCAACCAUGGGAAAAGAACUUGCCCGCUUGGGAAUUUAACGUGCCCCUUAACAAACCGUUUGGAGAAAUUAGAAGGAUGCUUACCGGACUACCAAUGGCAGUUCAACCUAUUCUGCGCUCGAAAAACAGGCGGCUGUUUGACGGUGGCACCCCUGCCUCUCUGAUUGUGGGUAGCAAAUUGGAGAUUCAGGCUAUGUCAAAACUCACCAACGAGUACUUUGAAGACCAUCACCAACUUCCUUUAUCGGCCCACGGAAGUGAUAUAGCAGAGGAUGACGAUGAUGACGGCUCUCAAGAGGGAUCCUCCGCUGCUGUCGAAAAGAUCGGCCUUAGAUUACGGACAGGGCCAAAGAAUACACGCCCCACAACUGUGCGGGUUUUACCGGACACAACCAUCCAGAUGGUUAUCGAGGCUUUUCUGAAUAAGACGGGACGAGUUGGGAUGCAAGGCGUCACCUUGCAGAUUGAUGGGGACGAUCUGGAAAUGGAUUCCACGGUCGCAGACGCAGAUUUAGAAGACGGUGAUCUUGUUGAGGUUGCAGGUAUCGAGUAA
Messenger RNA from Rhizoctonia solani, 1230 nucleotides. RefSeq names its product ubiquitin-like Rad60 SUMO-like protein. Lineage: Eukaryota; Fungi; Basidiomycota; Agaricomycetes; Cantharellales; Ceratobasidiaceae. Bases 1 to 1230 code for a protein of 409 amino acids. The record is from RefSeq and is a predicted model, not a curated record. The transcript has 6 exons.